Poeciliopsis prolifica (blackstripe livebearer) is the source of this 5893-nucleotide messenger RNA. RefSeq names its product transmembrane protein 151Ba (gene tmem151ba). The record is from RefSeq and is a predicted model, not a curated record. Bases 347 to 1873 code for a protein of 508 amino acids. Lineage: Eukaryota; Metazoa; Chordata; Actinopteri; Cyprinodontiformes; Poeciliidae. The transcript is spliced from 2 exons.
CUGUCGGGCUGGCUGCUCACACGUGUCCCACCGUCUCGCCUCUUUGUCCUGCAUCACACUUUCACUGGCUUCACCGUCAGCAUCAGAGAGAAGCUGACUGCAUGCCGCGUUUGCCCUUUUCUUGCAUUGCUUAUCCUGCAGAGGAUUGCUCAGCCUUUUGACUGGAACGCUUCCCACCUGAAAGAAAGGAAACAUCUCUCCAGCCCUUGUCCACUGGUUCCGGACGGUCUGGGACGGGUUGGAUGACGUGCGGAGGGGGUUCUCCGGGUAUUUAUGUAUCGCCCUGCGUUGGAAAAGACCCAUCCCACUGGGAGAUCCAUGCUCCGGCUUUUGUGUCGCUGUCAUCAUGUCCCCAGCAUCGGCUCCAGAGGCCAGUGAGAGCAGCACAACCACGGUCCAAGAGGAGGCAGCGGCCAGUCCCAGGGAGGAGCAGCAUCCUCAGAAACAGUCUCUGACCAAGUCUUUGUGCCAGGAGUCUCACUGGAAAUGCCUACUGCUGUCCUUGUUGAUGUAUGGAUGCGUAGGAGUGAUAGCCUGGUGCCAGGUGACCAAGGUCACGCGUCUCUCCUUCGACAACGCCUACAAGGGAAAGUCCAUGAUGUAUCACGACAGUCCCUGCUCCAACGGCUACAUCUACAUCCCCCUGGCUUUCCUGGUCAUGCUCUAUGUGGUCUACCUUGUGGAGUGCUGGCAUUGCUAUGCCAGGAACGACCUGCUGUACAAGGUGGACGUGGACAGCGUGGCCGAGCGCAUACAGCGAAUGCAGCAGGCUACGCCCUGCAUCUGGUGGAAGGCCAUCAGCUACCACUAUGUCAGGAGGACACGGCAGGUGACGCGUUACCGCAACGGAGACGCAUACACCACCACGCAGGUUUACCAUGAGAGAGUGAACACACACGUGGCUGAAACAGAGUUUGACUAUGGGAACUGUGGCAUUAAGGACAUCUCGAAGCAGCUGCUAGGUUUGGAGGGAUUCCCCAUUAGCAGGCUGAGGUUCACGAAGUGUUUUAGCUUUGCCAAUGUGGAGUCAGAAAACUCCUACCUGACGCAGCGGGCUCGCUUCUUUACAGAAAACGAGGGCCUGGAUGAUUACAUGGAGGCCCGCGAAGGGAUGCACUUAAAGAAUGUGGACUUUAAGGAGCACAUGAUUGCCUUCUCUGACCUGAACCGUCCUCCUUGGUAUGCUUCCAACUCUGCUUUCUGGGUGGCAGCUGCGUUCACUCUCUCUUGGCCAUUGCGGGUGCUGACAGAGUACCGCACAGCCUGCGUGCACUACCAUGUGGAGAAGCUAUUCGGCUUUGACUAUGUGCCAGCAAUGCCAUCGGAGGAACGUCCGUAUUGCCGACACAUCCCACGGGUCAAUACCAUCGACAGCACGGAGCUAGAGUGGCACAUUCGCUCCAACCAGCAGCUGGUGCCCAGCUACUCUGAGGCAGUCCUGAUGGAUCUAGCCCAGCUUUCUGGGAGCUGCAACAGCUACUCUACAAGUGGGAGGUAUGGCAGCUACAGACAGAAUUGUGAACGCUGCCACCGCACCAUCAGCAGCUCCUCCAUCUUCUCCCGCAGUGCCCUGAGCAUUUGCAACUCAGCAAGCCCUCGCAUCCCCUUCAGCGCCAGUCGAUUCUCUCUAGGCCGGCUGUAUGGGUCCAGGCGGAGCUGCAUGUGGAGGAGCAGCGGGAGCCUGAAUGAGCAGUCCUGUCCCACUGAGAGCACUCGCUGUCUGUCAGGUCAGCAGACUAAUGAGGAGAACCCUCCGGCCUAUCAAGAUGCUCUGUGCUUUCCUGUGCUCAUUGUGCAUCGCAAUGAAGGAUGUCUCAAUCACGACCACCGCUCUUUGCACAGGAAUGGCUCCUGUGUGGAGACGUCCCUUUGACUCACAGCUGGCCCAAUGUGAUGACACAAACUGAGGCUGAGAAACAUCUUUAAACCUGGCUUGCGAGGGUUUGUAAAUUUACAAUGCUGUGUGAGUAUUUAAGUACUUACACUUUGUCAGAUUUUGGCCACAUUACAAUCCAAAACUUCAGCACAACAUAAGUUAGUCCAUGACAGUGAAGUGGAAGGAAAAUCGUCCAUCCACCAUUUUUUUCACAGGCAGAGUAGAGCAAGGACAAUCCAGUCCAUCUCAGGGCAUCAUGACAGAUUCAUGCAUACACAGACUCACAGCCAUUCUAAGAGCAGUUUGAUAAUUUAACCUAACUUCCAUGUUUUUAUACAGAGGGAGGAAGCAGGAGUACCUGAAGAGAACCUAAGGACAUGCAAAUUAUAUGCAAAAAGGCACCAGACCUGCAGACAGACAGGUCAGAAAAAACAUUGUGGAGAAUUUGAAUGUAGGAUUAGGUCCCAAGCUUUGAACAUCACAUAAAGCACUCUUCAAUUCAUCAUAAGAGUAGUAACAAUACAGCCAAAGCUACAUGGAAAUUGAUUAAAUCGUAGCAUAUUUAUGGCCCAAGUCCAAUUGAGAAACUAUGACAAGACGAGAAGAUUUAUGUUCGCCAACAGUAACCAUUCAGUCUGACUGUGAAUGAGCAAAAAUGUCAGUCUCUAAAUUUGGAAAGCUGGUAGAGAGAUAUUCCAAAAUGACUUAGCUGUAAUUACAGCAUUCACUUAGGAGGACUGGAUCCUUGCACACCACACUUUUCAUACUUUAUUUGUAGAAACAUUUUCUUUAAAUAAUUUAUAAUUUUCCUUCUACUUCAAAAUUAUGCACCAAUUUGUCUUGGUCUACAGCAAAAAAUUCCAAUACAAACACUGAAGUUUGUAAUGUAAAAAAAUGUGAAGCAUUCAAGUAAUAUGAAUACCUCCUCAGCAGUCUGUAUGUCUUUACCAUAAAAUUCACCUACAAGUUAUAACAAGAUUUGUUCUGAGAAGUUUGGCACAGAUAACCAUUACAAGGUUUUAAUAAACCAAGCCGUCCUCAGCUGUCUAUAGAGGGACGACCAACUUGGAAAUACUAAGAGAAGUCACACCCUACUUUGAAAUGUCACACUGGUGAAUGAGUGUCUUGGUAACCUUUCUUCAAUUCUGACAAACUUGGAGUUUGAUAAGAAGUGAAAAAUCUGAAAUAUUUUACUGAUGCACAAGUGAAACAACAAACACACUGAGAUAUUAAUAGAGACAAACACAUUGCAUGAGUCAUGUGACUCACUAGGGAAAAUACAGAGAUGAAUGAGACUCAGCAGUUUCCUUAUAAAAAGUACCUCUGAUGAGCUCAUCAGUCAAGCCUACAUAGAAAAUCAAAAUAAAAGUAUGUAGAAAACUCAAAUUGUGGACAUUAACACAAGGUCAGCACAGAUUGAAAAACAAAACAAAACAUUGCAGUGUCUGGUAGAGAAAAAGCAUAUAGUGAAUGGAAAUCAACAUGUUUGCAAUGACGUUAUACUCCCUUCCAUGCCAAAUACAGAGGAUGAAUAAUUUAGUGGAUGAAGGACAUGAGAACUCUAAACAGAAUCAUCAAUUCAAACUAUGUCUUCUUUUAUUUCACAUUUGACAAUUCUACUCAGGCUACCUCUUUGUUUAAGUGCCUAACAUCAACCAUUUCCAAGAAACAUAUGCUUUCACAAUCUGAACCAUCUCAUCUCAGCCUCUUCCCAAUUAAAUGACAGAAUGACAGAACCACCUUUGGCUUGUCAUGGAGGCCUUGGUCUUCUGAUGUCAUCGUUGUGGAAAAUGGCAUUUUCCUAUAAGUUGGGUCAAACGCUGUUUCUGGUGUUUUUCAUAAGAUGAUAAAUAAAUCAAAAAUGACUUUCAAGAUAAUGUAACCCAGAUUUUGUUCCGUGAGCUCUGUGCUGCUGCUGAUGCAUAUCAGAGAAGCAUCCAGAAAGCUUGCCAUGUAACUCUAAAAACAGGCCUGGACUUGACACUGUUAGUGACACAUUCAAUAAGAUGACAGGAUUACAUGAAAACAAGACUUAGAUGUACUUCCUUUUACCCCUAAAGGACAACCAGAACAUAUAUGAUAUAGCAUAGACCUGGAUAAGUGCAAAAUAAGAGAACAGGCCUGUAAUUUAAAGAUUUCCUUCCUAAAUGUAAAAUAUAAUGAAUAACAGAGCAAUUGCUAAAGAUUUUCAUCGACAUUGAGUGUAAAGGGUGUUGUAGUUUGCCUUUUUUAUCUUUCUUCAGUAGCUGUGAGUUGUAAUACACAAAAGUAGUAAAACAUCAAAAGGAUAUUUAUAGUUUGUCACUAACUUUGGAUAUAAAGGUUUUUUUUAUUCAUUUAAAUCAGUUUGCUGUCAGUGACACCAUCCUUCACAUCAUGUACUAAUCCAUGAACGUUACUUGGCUGUGCUCAUUCUGUCACUGACUGUAUUCCACACGAGGUGUUAUAUUUGGAACUAGCUUAAUAGCAAUACCUAAAAUACAUUAAAAAUAAUAACUGAGGUUGGAUUAAAGAUUCUUUCUAACCUCAAUUGUAUUAAUAGCAAGUCCCUAUGCAAGUCCCGCCAACCUCAAGAUAGUGUGAGACAAUAAGUUUGCUGGCAACAACAUUCCUGCUGACAUUUCUAUCUCUUUUCAUUGUGAUGCGAGUGAGUCGCUGGUGUGUGGAUGUUGCCUUUUUCUAGUUCCAAGUUGGAAGAAUCAAAUCAAGCAUCCUCUGAAGUCCAAAAUGAAACUCCAUAAGUCAAAGGCAGGGUCCAAUUUCAAUACCCGAUAUGACUGCCAUAAAGAUAACAACAUUGUGGCUAACAGAGAAACUGUACAAACUCUUCUUGUGAACUUUCUUAUUUAGCUCUAGGACAUUUAUUGGCUUAAAUAACAGCUAGUUGUUAGCACUUUUAAUGUAUUAAGGGUAUAUUUUUUUAUAGGCUCAAUCAUCGGGAAUGCAAAACCCAAAUAUCCCACAAUUAAAGGGUGACAGCAUGCCAUCUACCUAUGUAAUAGUUGCAAGUUACCAUCUUCAGCUCAUGCAAAAUAAAAAUAUCUGACGUAGAUUAAUCUUAUUUUAAUUUUCAAAACAAAUGUCCAAGUUGUGAAGGGUUGGGCCAUGUCUCAGCAUGAAUUAGGCUAAAACCAAUGAAAUUUGAUGACCACUACAUAAAUUAUCCAAUCCCAUUUUCUAAUUUAUUAUUAGUCAGCCAAGCCAACCAUAAUGAUUGCGAUUUCUGAUUAUGGUCAUUUGCAAAACAUAACAAUUAUUUGAGGAGAUUUGUUUACGGGUGCAAUGUUUACAUUAAAUGUGACAACAAAAAAAAUCUGCUUGGUGUAUAAACCAGCCUGAAAGGCCAAUAGCUUUCCUCUGUUAGAAUAAAAGAUGUUGUCGUGCAAAGCACUAAACCCUUUAUUUUGUCUGGCAAGCAUAUUAGUUUGUAGCAAUAGAUUGCACUGUUUCUGUCCAGAAUGCUUUGGGGCUCAUCUUUUUAUGUCUGUAUAAAUUUGUGUAUGUAGGGCAGAGAGGCUUUGUACUGUAAAUAAGAUAGAGUUGAGAAUAAUGACUGUUCUUGUGGGUCAUUUGGUGAAUGUUUUGCUCACACAGAAACAUUGAGGCCAUAGCAGCAGGAAAAACUUUGACAUCCAGGUGUUUGAUGGUGACAAGCUAUUCUAUCCUUAUUGCAACACAGCUGAUACCAACUUCAUGUGAACUUUAAUUAAUCUUCUGAGUAGUUUUUGUUUCCUUUAACCACACUUAUAAAUCACUUGAAUGCAUUCUUUUAGCUACACUUGAACACAUGCAGCACAGACUUUUCUUUGAGGUAUAUUUUUUUAACCUUUUUUUUUGGAAGGUAAAAAUAAUUUGUUUAUUUACUGACACAAAUCGCACUACUUGAUUUACUACCUCUUGAAAAUAUUGAGUGAAAUCAUUUUUGUGUAUUUCAGUAUCACCACAGAGCUGCCUUGCUUACAUGAAGACGAAAUACCAAAUAUCUGUUCAAAACUGGAUAAAAAUUGUAAUAAAUGA